CGCCAGUCAGAAUGGAGAAGCAACCCGGAGAGCAAGCGGCCGCCGAGCCCGCGGACUCCGGAGCGGGAGGCGGGGAAGGCGGGUCACCACAGGUCGCCGGCGCCCAGACGGCGCGUCCCGAGGACCGCUUGACCCUGCUGCUCAGGCUAAGAGCACAGACAAAACAACAACUCUUGGAAUAUAAAUCAGUAGUUGAUGCAAAUGAAGAAAAAACUCCAGAACAAAUCAUGCAAGAUAAGCAAAUUGAAGCUAAAAUUGAAGACCUGGAAAAUGAAAUUGAAGAUGUGAAAAUUGCUUUUGAAAUAAAAAAGCUUGCAUUAGACAGGAUGCAACUUUCAACUGCACUUAAAAAAAACCUGGAGAAAAUUAACCCCAAGACUAGUGUGCUCAUGGAUAACAUGAAACAUGUAUUAAAGCUAAACAAAUUAAUAAUGAAAUCACACCAGGAAUCUUGGGAUUUGGAGGAAAAACUACUUGAUGUUAGGAAGAAGAGAUUACAAUUAAAACAAGCUUCAGAAAGUAAGCUUUUAGAAAUACAGACUGAAAAGAACAAACAGAAAAAUGAUUUGGCCAAUAUGGAAAAUUCAGACAAGAUAAAGACCAUACAACAAAACCUGCAGAUGGAGAUACAAAUUACGACAGUUAUUCAACAUGUGUUUCAGAACCUCAUUUUAGGAAGUAAAGCCAAUUGGGCAGAGGAUUCUGCCUUUAAGGAAACCGUUCUACAGCUUGAGAAGAAUCUCACCAUGAUCUAA
Messenger RNA from Odobenus rosmarus divergens (Pacific walrus), 755 nucleotides. RefSeq names its product centromere protein H (gene CENPH). Gene Ontology annotation, molecular function: kinetochore binding. Gene Ontology annotation, cellular component: kinetochore; nucleus. The record is from RefSeq and is a predicted model, not a curated record. NCBI's taxonomy places the organism in Eukaryota, Metazoa, Chordata, Mammalia, Carnivora, Odobenidae. Gene Ontology annotation, biological process: kinetochore assembly; chromosome segregation; mitotic spindle organization. The coding region runs from base 12 to 755 and encodes 247 amino acids. The transcript has 9 exons.